Molecule: messenger RNA, 4997 nt
Organism: Habropoda laboriosa
Lineage: Eukaryota; Metazoa; Arthropoda; Insecta; Hymenoptera; Apidae
Exons: 9
Coding region: 90-4997 (1635 amino acids)
Cellular component (GO): nucleus
Source: RefSeq, a predicted model, not a curated record
UCACAUACUAUAUGUGUAACAUUUAUACAUACAAAAACCUGCUAUACGUGGACCAAGCAGGCUAGGCACUACUGUGCCAAGCUUGGGUAAUGGAUCCCGUUCGUCCAUGGUAUGCAUCAUAUAAUCGUCUUGCAGCAAGUAGUGCAGCCAGUACAUUUCAACCAACGACUUCAAGCACAAGCAGUGAUUUUGUGUCUCAUCAUUUAGCAACAACUGCUACUCAAGCAGUUCCUUCAACAACGUCACAAUUACUUUUACAAGCAGCUCAUACAACAGCAACUCUGGCGGGUCAGCCAUCUCCAUUUAACCCAGGGGGGUUUUUGUCACCACCCCCUGUGGGAUAUGAUGUUUUCUCACCUUUGUUUCAUCAUCCUAAUCCUAAACAAGCACAUUACGUUACUCAACAUAGACAAGCUCUUGCUCAAGCACAAGUAGUGUCAGUAACAAAACAAAAUACUGCAACGGAAUCUGAUAUUCCUGUAUUAAGAGAGAAUUAUAGUUCUGCGCACCAACCAACAUUUUUUGAACAUCAGGGUGCAGCUACAUCACCUACAACAUCUACAUUGGCCUGGACUCAUCAGAAUAAUACACAACUUCCUAGCCCAUUUGGUAUUUUGCCUCAUGAAAGUGUUGUUUCAUCAUCUCCUGGACCAUCAUCUACUACAAAACCAACUAGUGGUGUUUACGAAAAUACGUUUAAUUCUCAUUUUGCUACAACACAAGCUAUAAAUAAUUUAAAUUCUCAAUUGUCUACACCUUCUGUUUCUGCUGCUGAUUUUAAAUCUUCCAGUUUUCCAGAUAAUAAAAAGGCAGUAAAUGUAAGGCCUCAAUCACCAAUAGUAAACGUUAAAUCAGUAGUUUCUACAUCACAAACAAACAACAAUCAAACUUUUUUUCAACAAGUACCUACUACAUUUCAUUCCGAAACAUUAACAAACAAUUAUUCUGCUGGUAAUGGAAGUCAAACACCAAAUGGGAAGGUGCAGCCUCCUCUUCAGCAUCAACAAUCAUGCAUUGUUUCAACUACAAAUAAUACAGCCACUAAAGAGUACAGAAUUCCUCAACCACCUGCUAGAUCUGUUGCAUCAACAACUAUAUUUUUAAAUACAUCUGUAAGAUCUGUGUCUUCACAAGUUCAAGAUAAACAAUCAACUCGAAAUUUCGCUUCACCUCCUAAUAAAGCAACAUCUACAUCUCAACAAAAUAUUCAAACUAAAGCACAGACAAAAAUAUAUCCAGAAUUAAAUACUCACAGUGAACAUAGACGAAACGAACAGACGUCCCAUGAUAACACCCAAUCAUCUCCUAUCAGCUUUUCUAUUAUGGAUUCACGUGGCUUAAACUAUACUGUUGGAAAUAAUACAAGUUGUACAAAUGCAAGUGGAAAACUUAACAACAAUCAAAGAACUCAAUCAAACAGCAACCUACAGACUCACUCUCAACAACCACAGCAGCAGCAACCACAACAACAAUUUCAUGUUUUAAAUCAGCAACAGCAACAGCAAACAUCAUAUAGACAUUAUCUAACAGGCUCUACAGCUGAUUCUGAAUACCACCAUUCAGGAAGAUCCAAAUCUGCAACUUCUACUGAUUCUGCUUAUUCUUCUAAUAAUUCCACACAAAAUGGACCUGAUUGUAGUGUUGUUGUGCCAAGAAGGCCAAGUCCAUUGCAAGCACAUUCUCAAGCAAGUCCAUUAGGACAUGUUCCAAGCCCUGCUUAUCCUAUGUACAAUAGCCCAAUGGCUACAAUAUCUUCUCCAUCACCUUUACAACAACAUGCAGAAAACGGAAAUCAAUGUGCAAAUGGACCAUCGUAUAAAGGAACUGUACAACAACAGGUUACACCACCAUUGGACGUUACUGUACCGCGACCAGCAUCACAAGGUCAAGUUGCUUAUUCAUCUGUCAUCACAAGGGCUUUAGGUACUGCUGAAAAUAAAGCCAACUAUAACACAGAUAGUAAAAAUUAUGACAGACAGCAACAAGACUUUUCACAAACGCAAAAACAAGCGUGUUGGGAAAAUGAUAAUCGUCAAUCAAACGCUAACAGAAAGUUUUCUGUUACUUUAUAUACUGGUGGAAAUCCUGAAAUUAAUCCUCAAACUUUGCCAGUUCAGCAACAAGUACAACGAGUGCUAAAUGUUUCUGAUAGACAACAGUCAUAUUUUGAAUCCAAUCAAGUAACUCUACAAGAUUUAAGUAGUUGCAGAGGAGAUCCUAUGAGUAUAGUAAAAAAUUUGCAGACUUUACAAGGUUCUUGUCAAGUACAACAACAGCAAACUACUGUUUCUGUUGCUCCAACCGAACAACAGAAACAAGCGGAAGAACGACGCAAAGUGGAUACUGCAAAUAAAAAAAGAAAAAGUUUAGAAAAAGGUGGACAUAAUUCUUUGAAUGAAAUAGGUGGAACAACAAUGACAGAAUAUUUAAGUAGGAUACCACCACCUGCGCAUCAUAAUACAAAUCAACAACAACAAAAUGGAUACUUUGAUUUUGAAAGAUGGAAUUUACCUCCACCCCCUACUAAAAUGUUUCCUGGUGCAUCUGGUGCUUUUAGUUCACAAUCAACUUUGCACCACUCAAGCAAUUUUGUUGGUACACCAGCACAUCAGCAUCAAUCAUUGAUGGUCCCUCACCAUCAUGCUCCACCUCCUAUUCCAUAUUUUCCUGCUUUUCAUAUUCCACCAAGCCAUCAUCAUCCACAUGAAUUUCAAUCUUCUGUCGAAGUUACUCCUAUUGGUUUUGGUGAAAAUGCAGCAAACCAGAAUGCUAACUAUAAUCAAGAAAUCAGGGAUGAUCAGCCUAAAGUAAUUGUUCCUAAUAUUGAAGAAGAAUUGGGUUUUUUGCAACAAAAUCAACAAUCAGUUCAAACAAUAAACACCUUAAACAAAGAUUUUAAACGAUCUAAUAAGGAUCCUAAUUCAGGAUUUAUGACAAGUUACUUAAAAUUCUUACAAGGUGAAAGAGAACCUUCACCUCCACCUGCAAUUCGUGGUGGUAGGAAAGCAACUUGGAGUAGGUCAAAACCUUAUAUUCCUAUGGAAUCUAACAAAUCAGUAGAAAGUUCAACAAAUGGAGAAACAGUAAAGACACAAUUGGAAAAGCUACCUCCGCCUAAAGAAACACCAGUCAUUGAUUAUACUAAUGAUCCAAGAUAUUUCCCUUUACCGAAAGAACGGAAAAAACAAAAUUUUGAUUCGAGUGAUGAUGGAUUUACGAGCGAUGAUGAUUUUCUAUUUCCUCCUAAAAAACCCGAUAAAAAAGUAACAAACACAAAUACAUCAAAUACAACAGAAACAACAAUUAUAAAACCAGAAGGUAGACCUAAAAAAGGAAGGCCAAUUAAACCUGGAGGACCAACAGAUAGAAAAAGAAGAGCUGCAGCAGCAGCAGCAGCGGCGGCAGAAGCAGCAAUUAUUACAACUGGUAAAGCUUCCAAAAAGUAUGAAGAAGUAGAUCCUUUACUUUUGCCUCCAAGACGUGAAACGUCUAGAAGAAAGGCGAAGGAAAAAACUUCGGUGAAACAAUUUUUGGAUCGACAACAGGGUAUAGACUACUUCGAUAAUGACGAAGAACAGGGUGAUUCUGAUUCUGACCCUGCUUGGACACCUGCUGUAAAAUUGGUUGGAGAUGAAGAAGAAAAGAAGAAAAAACGCGGGAGACCUGUGAUUACUAAAAAAAGCAGGAAAGUUUUGGAAGACGACGAUUAUUCUUCCAAUGAUGUUGUUGUUUCAAAGAAGUCAAGUAGAAAGAAACAUGAAACGCCAUCAAAAACUUCCAAUGUUACUGGAAAGUUGUCUUGCAAAAUAGAUGAAAAACUUUUAGCAUGUAUCAGUGAUGAAGACAUUGAUAUUUCACCAUUUAAGCGCACUGAGGAUGAAUUAGAAGAUGUGUCUGGAGAGUUUGUUGUAAUCAAGGCUGAUUUAGAUGAAGAAUAUCCUCCACUUUGGAGAAUAGAUGGCAAAACAUUGCUCCAAAAAUAUGAACCAUUUAAAGCAAAUGACAAGACAUUAUACAGAAACAUAUCUACGUAUUCGGGUUGGGCACCGCAAAAUCGGCAUAUAUAUCAACAAGUUCCAGUAAAGUUUUGGCAACAAGGCAAAACGGAAACUGUAGUAGAAUUUUUAAGAGAUGAAAUGAUCAUUGAUGAUAACGAAUGUAUUGAUAAGUCCAUGAAAGAUACUGAAAAAUAUCAAGAUAAUUUUGAGGUGUACAUACAAACAUUAAUUUCACAAGCUUUGGAUUCCAAUUUUCUCACAGAAAUAUUUCAAGAACAAGAUGAUUAUUUCUUAUCAAACGUUAAGACUGUUGAUGAAGUAACAGAAGAAAGAAAACAACGACUUCUGUCUACAACGAAGUGGCGAUCAAAUGUUAUAAACGCAAUAUCAACUUGGCCAUGUCUUAAUGUUCUUAAAGAUUUGCCAUCUGCAGAAUAUAAAGGAAAAUCAUGUGCAGGAUGCCAACAGCUUAAAAUUCAUGCUAGAGUUUUAUUAUAUGGUCAACCAUAUAAUGCAACUACAUUGGAAGGUUCUCCACCUGAUCCAAGGAUACCUCAAGAAAAAGAUUUUUUAUUAUGUCGAGUAUGUCAAGCAAAAGUAGCUCUGUACAAUAAGGUAGCACAUCAAAAAUAUUUGAUGUUUUUGGAAUGUGCAAGGAGGGUAGCAGAUAAAAGAGUAGCAGAUCCUCAUAAAGAUACCACAAUAAUAUUGAACGAAUUAUUAGCGGAUGAAACAUGGUUAAAUCAAUUAUUUAAAGAGGUCAGAAAAAUCUGGGCAGAGAUAGAUAAUUUAGAACAUCAAGCUAAAACGAAGUCAAAUUCAAAAUUCAAAUUAUCUACUACAGCGAAUAAUGCGGAAGAAAUGGAUGAAAAUGUUUCAACAACGCAAUCAACUGAAGUGACUGUUAAUAUUUCCGAUUCACAGGUGCCUACACAAAAAACUGAAGACAAUUCUGAAACAGUGUCUUGCGACGUGCAAAUGAACAGUAUACCAUCUUAG